AAUUGUUUCCUGUUCCCCACAAGAGAAAGUUACUUGAAGAGAGUAAGAAUACCUUGGCAAACAUUUUUCAGAAAAAUACAAGAAAAGCAGUGCAGAAGACUGCCCCUGUCCCUCCUAUACUGAUAAAGCAAAACCCUGCUAAAGCUACGGGAUCACAAAUAAAUUCAUGCUUGAAGGAAGCUCAUAGAAGUGUCACAAAAAUGAUCUCCAAGUCUCCAGAAAAGGAACAAAAUGAUGAUGAGGACGAUGACGAUGAUGAGAGUUGUAUUAUAGAAGAUGUGCCAUGCAAGAGUCAACAGAUAAACAGUUAUUCCCCCAUCAAAGAAAGAACUCAUAUAGAAUGGAAGAGUAAGAAAUAUAUGAAGAUUGAAUCAGAUGCUCACAAUAAAAGUAAUGAUGCAAUAGAAGAUAUUGACAUGGAAGACAGCUCUGAGGCUUUGCCUUGCACAAAACCAAUUGGGGAUAACCAGAAAGAGGCUUCUGUGCAGGGUCAGUCAUCACAGAAUCCAGAUCCUGUAACAUUCCUUGAAGUUAUGUGCUUGGAAAAUAGUGUAAAUGCAAAUGGGAACACAGAUGGUAUUAAAUCAGAGCCAGCUUCUUCAAUGUCAGAUGAUCAGUCCGAAACUUCUCCACAGCCCAUCAUCCUUUUAUGCCCUUAUUGUAAAAAAGUACUAACUACAAGGUCUAAUCUCCAACGACACAUUGAUACCCAUCACCGGCGCCAUACAUUCUCUUGUCCCACUUGCAACAAGAAGUUCACAAGGAAGGACCGAUUAAAUGAACAUGAGAAGCUUCACUCAGGAGAAGCUCCUUACACUUGUGAUGAAUGCGGAAAAAACUUUGCCAGGCGGGAUAAUUUGAAUGUGCACAAACGAACACAUACAGGUGAACGUCCAUACUCAUGUGAAGUAUGUGGCAAGACAUUUUCACGGAAGGAGUACAUAAAUGAACACAUGGCAGUUCAUUCAGAUUACAAAAGAUUUUCUUGUCUGUGGUGCAGCAAGGAGUUCAAACACAAACAAAGUUUGCGUCACCAUAUGAAAAGUGCUCAUGAUAGUGUCAAACCUGAACCAGAAUCUGAGAUGGGUUCUGCUUCUUUGCAAGUUAAUGUAAAGGAGGAGAGUACUUGAGAAUUUUUGUUUCAUGUUAUUUGUUAAAUUGUUUGGUCCCAAAUGUAGGAUUGUAAGUUGUUGAUUAUAUUUUGAGACAUUUAUAGAUUUAUAAGAUAGUCUAGAGCUUAAGCACAGGAGAGUUAGGGAAGCUUAUAGCUAUUUUUGGAGCUGUAAGUGCACUGAUAUUCUUACCAUUAAGUUUUAUAGUAACAAAGGAAACUACUUGCUCAAAUUAUUCAAAUAAAAUCAAAAACUUGUUAUACUGUGACUUAGUAAUUACUGUUUAUGGAGAGUUUAUUGUUAAUUGAUUCACAUGUCAUUUCAUAAACUUUAAAAGUCAGUUUAGUCAGUGUUAAUUAUAUUAAGUCUUGAUAUAGAUAUUCUGAAUCUCUUCUGAUCGGUAUCAUGUUAAUAUUAUUCUAAAUAAAAAGACUUAUUUACAA
Molecule: messenger RNA, 1555 nt
Organism: Macrobrachium nipponense
Lineage: Eukaryota; Metazoa; Arthropoda; Malacostraca; Decapoda; Palaemonidae
Product: zinc finger and BTB domain-containing protein 14-like
Biological process (GO): regulation of transcription by RNA polymerase II
Cellular component (GO): nucleus
Molecular function (GO): DNA-binding transcription factor activity, RNA polymerase II-specific; protein binding
Source: RefSeq, a predicted model, not a curated record